AUGCGCGUCGCCGUACAAGGCUGCAGCCACGGCAGCCUCUCGGCUAUCUAUGAUACCGUGGGCGAGUACACGCGCCGCAAGGGGGAGACAGUCGACCUUCUCUUGCUAUGUGGCGACUUCCAGGCCCUGCGGAACAAGCACGACUUUGCUAGCUUGGCCGUACCUCCCAAAUACCAUGCCCUUGGCACAUUCCACGAGUACUACUCUGGUGUGAGGGUUGCGCCCGUGCUCACCAUCGUAAUUGGGGGUAAUCACGAGGCGAGCAAUUACAUGUGGGAGUUGUAUCAUGGAGGCUGGCUCGCACCGAACAUCUACUACCUAGGAUGCGCUGGGAGCGUCAUGGUCAACGGACUCCGGAUCGUUGGUUCGAGCGGAAUCUACAAGGAGCACGAUUACCGCAAGGGCCACUUUGAGAAGGUGCCAUAUACGCCGUCGACGCUGCGAAGCGUGUACCAUACGAGGAAAUACGACGUGGAGAAGCUGUCACACCUUCCCUCGGGCGUUCCGACCGUCUUCAUGAGCCAUGACUGGCCCAUCGGUAUCGCGCAUCACGGGAACACGCGCGCGCUGUUGCAGCGGAAGAAGUUCUUCCGCGCCGAGGUGGAGAAUAACACACUCGGGUCGCCGCCACUGCUCGAGCUCAUGAAGAAGAUCCAGCCGGAUUACUGGUUCGCGGCACACUUGCACGUCAAGUUUGCUGCGAUGUACGAGCACAGCAAGGACUGGGAGGCAAAGGCGGCCAAUGAGGUCAAGGAAGUGCGGAAGGAGUUGGAGAAGGUCGAGGUUGCGGAUCUUGUCGAGGUGGAUCGCAGGGAGUCGGUGUACGAUGAUGUCGACGUGGGUGGGAGACACGCCAACCCCGAUGAGAUCGUAAUCUCGGACGACGACGGCGCCGCAUCACCAACAAAACAUGUGUCGAACCCUGAUGAGAUUGCCAUCUCUGAUGACGACGACGCACCACCAUCCAAAGCCGCGGCCAAGACUGUCGUUAACCCCGACGAGAUUGCCAUCUCUGAUGACGACAACGCACCACCAUCAAAAGCCGCGGCCAAGACUGUCGUCAACCCCGACGAGAUUGCCAUUUCGGACGACGAGGGAGGCACCGCCAACCCAGAUGGGAUUGCGGUUUCGCUCUCGGACGACGAGUUGGAAGACGAAUUGGACGCUGCCCUGGCAAUGAGCCCAACCCCAAGUGAACCGGAACCUUCAGCGCAGGGCUCUUCCACAAAAUCUACCGCUGCAGGGCCAUCAUCAUCAGCCAAGCGAACAGGACCUACAACGACCCGCUUCCUAGCACUAGACAAAUGUGGUCACGGCAAGGAGUUCAUCCAAUUCCUCGACAUCCCCGCACCGCACGAGCAUUCGCCGCCGCGCUUGAUGUACGACCCGCACUGGCUGGCCAUUACGCGCGCUCUCCACCCCUACCUGAGCCUGGAAGUGUAUGGGGCUUCCCUACCGCCAAGAGUGGAGCAGGAGGCCCUUGUGGCGGACGAGCUCGUGCGGAUUAACGGGGAGGGCGUGCUUGUGCCCGAAGAGCUGGUCGAGGACGACUUCAUGGCGGACAUGAACGCCGAAUUUGACGCGCUAGAGCGGCGUGAGAGUGCGGCUGAGCGCGCUGCAGCUGGACUGCCGGAGGAGGAGGAGGAGCCCAACGGGGAUCCGAAGAGCGAGUCGGACCCAUUGCCGCACUGCGCACCGCUCGACUGGGAGAGUGCGGACAAAAUCGAGGUCGGCCGCGUGCAGCAGUUCUGGCCAACAGCUCCGCCGUACCCAGGCGGCGACCCUGGACAGUGGUACACCAACCCCCAGACGGAGGCGUUCUGUGGUAUGUUGGGGAUACAGAACAAGGUCAAUCCACGGCCUGUGUUACGAUAG
Molecule: messenger RNA, 1875 nt
Organism: Cutaneotrichosporon cavernicola
Lineage: Eukaryota; Fungi; Basidiomycota; Tremellomycetes; Trichosporonales; Trichosporonaceae
Gene: DBR1
Exons: 5
Coding region: 1-1875 (624 amino acids)
Biological process (GO): mRNA splicing, via spliceosome
Cellular component (GO): nucleus
Molecular function (GO): RNA lariat debranching enzyme activity
Source: RefSeq, a predicted model, not a curated record